Molecule: messenger RNA, 14258 nt
Organism: Polistes canadensis
Lineage: Eukaryota; Metazoa; Arthropoda; Insecta; Hymenoptera; Vespidae
Gene: HUWE1
Product: E3 ubiquitin-protein ligase HUWE1
Exons: 54
Coding region: 589-13200 (4203 amino acids)
Biological process (GO): proteasome-mediated ubiquitin-dependent protein catabolic process; protein polyubiquitination; positive regulation of protein catabolic process
Cellular component (GO): nucleus
Molecular function (GO): protein binding; zinc ion binding; ubiquitin-protein transferase activity
Source: RefSeq, a predicted model, not a curated record
GACGACGUUUUCAACUUUAUUUCGUAUAUUAUACAUUAUAACGAUAGAGAAAUACGAUAAUAAACUCAUAUAAACGACGUUAAGUCAAACGAACUUAUCAUCAAACUGAAACAUCUAUUCAUCGAGGGUUUCUUUUUUCCGUUAUAGUUAGUUUUUUUUCCGUUCUUUCUUUCUUUCUUUCUUUCUAUUUGCCCUUCUUCUUCUUCUUCUUCUGCCAUCUUCUUCUUCAUCAUCUUCAUUUUCUCCUCAAUUCUUCUUUCUUCGUCGUUAUUUCGAAUUGAAGAGCAGUACGUCGUGAAAAAGGAUAAUAAUAUAAGGGAGGUGGUGGUAGUUGUGUGGUAAUGUGGUAGUGGUAGUGGUAGUGGAUGAUCAGGUUAGCACCAUAGGGUGCUUCAGGAGGAGGCCAUUGGUUGCGGUGAAAAUCUUCUUCCUCUACAGUCGUUACGAGCGCGAUGCACGUGUCACAUCAUAAUCUUUACAAGAACGUUGAAAGCGUUAAAAAAAACGAGAGAGAUACGGUACGAGUAGGAGUCGGUGUCAUCGACGAGAUUAAAAGUUAGAUAUUAGAUUUUGCAAAGAUAUACUAAAAUGAAGAUCGACAGAAGCAGAUUGAAGAAGUGCACCUCGGAAGUUCCGGCCGAGUGUCAAGCCCUCAUAAGUAAAUUACGUUCUUGCUCUCAUGCGGAACUGUUAGAGGAGCUUAAACAAAUAGAUGCAUGGACUUUUGGAAAAUGUGAACUAUUUCAUUGGAUCGAUGUCUUGGAUCUUAGCGAUAGUAUUUUAGAGGAAGCUACGGCAAGAAGCUCAGAUAAUCCAUGGGAAUUGGCGUGUGACUUGCCUCAAAAUGCAGAGGCAAAAGAAUUACUUCUAUGGGUUCUCCAUUUUACUACAUUGUUAAUUGAACAUUCAUUUUCACGGCAUCUGUACAACAGUAUGGAACAUCUAAUAACAUUAUUGUCAAGUUGUGAUAUGCAUGUGGUUCUUGGUGUAUUAAAUCUUUUAUAUAUGUUCAGUAAACGCAGUAAUUUUAUUACUCGUUUAAAUAGUGACAAACGUCAAGCUCUUCUUAGUAGACUCAAUCAUCUAGCGGAGAGUUGGGGUGGUAAAGAAAAUGGUUUUGGAUUAGCAGCUUGUUGUAAGGAAUUCCCAGAAAAGCCAUUCCCACCGAGUGCUACAACGUUACAUUUUGAAUUCUAUGCUGAAAAUCCAACUGUAGCAGAAAGUGCAAUUACAUCAAAUAGUGUAAAAAAGAUUGGUCAAACAAAUUAUGCAACAUAUAUACAUAUAGAAACUGUAGAUAAACUUGAUAAAACGCCAGCAGAACUAAUGAAUGAGUUAUUAAAAGUUUAUAAUGUACCCCAGGAUCGUCAGAUGGCUUUAUUGACACAUGUUAGACUGGCCCAUAGUUUCUCAGAUUAUCGUAGGCGUUUGCAAUGUGUUCAAGCUCGUCUUCAAGCAUUAUCUGUAUUAGUAUAUAGCAAUGCAUUGCAAGAAAAUGCACACAGUCUCUUACAUGCUGGACUCCUUGAAGAAUUAGUGGAAUUACUUGAGUUGCCACUCCCCCAUCUUGUUGAAAUUCGGGCUGCAGCAUUACGUACCCUAACUAGUAUUAUACAUUUAGAUCGUAAUCCACAUUUUCCAAAAAAACCUGGUUCAAGAUUAAAUAUGAUCAUUGAUGUGACCGGCGCCAGUUCAUAUCAUGGCUUUUUACCGGUUCUUAUUCGCACUUGCAUAACAACAUUAACAUCACCACAAGCAGAUGGACAGCCAUUUCCAUUGCCACUGGCAACAGCUCUAUUCAGCUUUUUAUUUCAUCUUGCUAGUUACGAAGCAGGAGCAGAAGCUCUUGUUAGUUGUGGUAUGAUGGAAAGUCUUCUUAAAAUAAUUAAUUGGCCAGGAAGUGAACUUGAACAUAUAACGUUUGGUACUAGAGCUGUUCGUGUAAUAGAUUUGAUCGCAAAUAUUGAUAUGCAAGGAUUUCAAGCUCAUGGUGGUUUGGGUAGCUUUAUUAAUCGACUUGAUAUGGAAGUUAAUGUAUGCAGAAAAGAACAACCAUUUGAAAUAGAACCACAACUUUAUGAAGAAAAUCCACAAACUGUACAAGAAAGACCUAUAGACAGAGAAGGAGAAACUUCGUCACGUCGGAUAAAUGAUACAUUUGAGGAACGUGAUGAAUCUUUAAAUCCAAUGGAAAUUUCAGAAGAUGAAAAUAUGAGUAAUAAAGCAGAUGAGAAAAAUGAACAAUUGCCCGAUUAUUCCGCUGCAAAGACUGGAAAGACUUGUUUAUUACAACGUGCUGCGCUUUUAAAAUCUAUGUUAAAUUUUCUUAAAAAAGCUAUUCAAGAUGCAGCUUUCUCUGAUAGUAUCCGACAUGUUAUGGAAGGGACUUUACCAUCAUCUCUGAGACAUAUUAUAAGCAAUUCUGAAUAUUAUGGUCCUUCAUUGUUUUUACUUGCUACCGAUGUUGUAACAGUGUACGUUUUCCAAGAACCAUCAUUACUGUCAUCAUUACAAGAUAAUGGUUUAACAGAUGUUGUAUUACAUGCUCUUCUUAUUAAAGAAGUACCAGCAACUAGAGAAGUGUUGGGAUCAUUACCCAAUGUAUUUAGUGCACUUUGUUUGAAUCAACGUGGUCUUGAGUCAUUUGUCAAACGCCGUCCCUUUGAACGAUUAUUCAAAGUACUUCUCUCACCAGUUUAUUUAUCAGCUAUGCGGAGGCGUAAAAGCGCCGAUCCACUUGGUGAUACAGCUUCUAAUUUAGGUAAUGCUAUGGAUGAAUUAAUGAGACAUCAGCCAAGCUUAAAGGUUGAUGCUAUUUCUGCAAUUAUUAAGUUGCUGGAAGAACUUUGCGUACUUGGUUGCGAUCCACGAUACAUAUGUUGGCGGGGUGUUAGUAAAUCAGAUAACUCUCCGUCAAAUUCUGGAUGUGGAAAUCGUCAAUCUUCAGGCCAAUCAGUUGGCGUUGGUGUCGGAGAUUCGGCUGGUGGUAGCGGUGGAGGCGGAGGUAGUAGUAGUGACGAAGAAGAAGAGGAUGAAGAAGAAGCUAGUACUAGCUCUCAUCCUCAACGAGAAGAACAACCAUCUCCAUCUCCUGCACAACCUGGACCACCACCUCAACCAAGAGAAAAAACACCUAUUGCUUUGGUCGAUUAUAUUCAAAAUGUUAUGAAGUUUGUCGAUGCAAUAUUGAGUAACAACUCAACGGAUGAUCAUUGCAGAGAAUUCGUUGCGCAAAAAGGACUAGUACCACUUCUUUCCAUUUUAGGAUUACCAAAUUUGCCCGUAGAUUAUCCUGUUGCUCAAGCAGCUCAGGCAGUAGCUUCAGUAUGCAAAAGUAUUUUGAACUUGGCUCAUGAACCUUUGGUUCUUAAAACAGGAUUGUCGCAAUUAAAUGAAGUUUUAAAUUUAUUAAAACCUCUUUGCAGUAACAUGCAAUCACCUGCUGGUUCUGUUUUAUUACACGAAUUGGCUUCAGCUCCGAAUCUUGAAACUGCUUUCACAAGUGAUACAGCUACUCCAUUGUUGCACGCUAUGAACGCAGCUCAUGGAUAUAUUGUAAUGUUUGUUCACGUUUGCCGAACAAGUCAAAGCGAGAUUCGAAAUUUAUCUAUGAAUCAUUGGGGAUCUGACCUGGGUUUAACAGUUUUAAAAGGCUUAUCGAAGUUGUACAUGUCUCUUGUUUGGGAAAGUACUUUAUUACUUGCAUUAUGCAGCGAAGAUAUUAUACCAGCUGGUUGUGACUUUGGAAAAGAAGACAUGGACAAAUUAAUACCACCUGAAUUAAGAACGGAGGGUGAAAGUUCUACAUGGUCUGGUGCUGGCUCUUCCACUGAUAUAGGCAGUAAUGGAAUGACAACUGCAAUGGAAGCACUCAGCACUGAUCCUCCACCUAUACCCAUGGAGAUUGAUGAUAAGCCAAGUACAAGUGCUGGAAGGACUUCACCUAAUGCUCAUCAACUAAAAUUCAUUAAGCCAUUAUUAGGCGCAUCAUCGAGAUUAGGCAGAGCACUCGCAGAAUUAUUUGGUCUACUUGUUAAGCUUUGCAUGGGUUCACCUAUAAGGCAAAGAAGAGGACAACAAAUGCCUUUGACUCCUGCUCUUCCUUCCCAAGCAGCAAGAAGUGUAGCGACUGCUUUGAAUUGUUUGUUAACGCGUGGUCUGUCUUGGGAAAUAUUACCUCCAUCGCCAAUUCCAAAAUUCCAAUUGACCUUCUUAAUAUGUUCUGUGGGAUUUACAUCUCCAAUGUUAUUCGACGAAAAGAGACAUCCAUAUCAUUUAAUGCUUCAAAAAUUUGUCCAUUUGGGUGGACAAAAUGCGUUCUUCUUUACUUUCCAAUGGGCAUUAUCAGGAGGUACACAAUUUCCAUUAACUGAAGGAUUAGAGCAUCCUAAUUUACCUGAUGGGACUGGAGAGUUUUUAGAUGCUUGGCUUAUGCUUCUUGAGAAAAUGGUGAAUCCAAAAGCAAUUUUAGAUUCACCUCAUGUAGUAUCUUCUAAAUGUACAGGAAUGUAUGAUAGGUAUGAGGUGUUCGAUCCAAUAAAAUACCUCACAGAUAUUCAUAAGAAAGCAUUUAAAGCUGUGAUGCUUAUGUGGGGUAAAAAGCCAUUAAAAAAUUAUGGAGCUCGUAUGACCGAAUCUAUAUUAUCGAUCUUGCGGCAUAUAUUACGUGGUGAAAAAAUAAUUAAGGAACGAUCUGAAAGAGAAAAAAAUAACGAAAGUGUAUCAGCUAGUGGUAGUGGUAACACCAGUUCUGUUAGUAGAAGUGGAACAAUAUCAGAUAGACGAGAUGAACCAGAAGCCGAUGUUAAUUUGGAACAUUUGAGGCAAUUGAUGGAUAUGGGUUUUAGUAGAGCGCAUUGCAUUGAAGCUUUAUUACAUACAAUGACUGUUGAACAAGCGACGGAAUAUUUACUUGCAAAUCCUGCUACUUUGCGAAGACCUGAUGCUCCAUCGAGUGAUCCAAACCGUGUCGUUACUAUGGAAUUAGAAUUAGCUGAAGAUGAAGAUAUAUCACAAGUUCUUGCUAUGGCAUUCGCCGGUACCGAUACAUUAAAAACAUCAGGACCUGAAGAAUCUGACAACAGAGAGACAACAUUAACAGAAAGCAUAGAUGAAUUCACUCGUAAUGCUUUAGCGCAAUGUCUUAACCUUUUGGAUCUUAUGCCUGAUACAGUAUAUAGAAUUUGUGAUUUAUUGGUAACCAUUACUAAGCGAAAUGGGGAUGAGUGGCGAGAUAACAUGCUACGUCAAUUAAUACGAGAGAUUGGUGACUUAGUUGAUUAUUUAAUCGACAUUACUAAAAGUCAGGAUGAAAAUGCUGGAACACGAUUAGUAGAGUGUGAGGAAGCAAAUAAAGUAUCAAGACGUAUUUAUCUCUAUACAUUAUUUUUCGAGGGUACUUUCCAAGAAAUGCGUGUUCCUUGUGCUCGAAUUGUCGAGGAGUGCGUUAUGUUAGACAAACUUGUGAAACUACUUGUAAUGAGCGAAGGACCGCUUACAGCUAAUAAGAACAAGAUCGUAAAGGAAAGUAAAGAUGGAGCAGUUUGCGUGAAAACUCCUAAAUGGCUUGCACCUUUAUUAUUGCUAAUAGAUCGUUUAGAAAAAGUUGGAACUCUUACAAAAAGAAAACAACUAAUGCAUAAGGUUACAAAUUGCAUGUGGAAGUGGUUCGAUUUAAGUACCGGAAAAUGGACUCUUUAUUCACCAAUGAAUAAUAGAAUUAUUAAUGAGGCAUACUGGGCUGGUGAGCCCAAUGUGCGUAUAACAUGUAGCAGACGUCGUUACUUAAUAACAUUUUCAUGCAUGACUCAAGUAAAUGAGGAAAGUGACAAUAGAAGACCGAUUACGAUGGGUUUUAACUUCAACAGUGGUACAAAUGAAGAUGGUGGUUCUGGUUCUGAUUCUAAUAUGGAUACCGAUGAUAGUCCAGUCGAAGAAAAACGUAAUACUGUUGUACAAGGUUUAGAUCCUAGUAUAGCACCAAGUAUCGUACGUGCGUGUGUAAAGUUAUUAGCUAUCCCAGUUGAUCGCGACACGCUUCACGCCUUGAUGAAAGUAUGUUUGCGUUUAACGAGGGAUUAUAAGAAUGCAGAAGUAUUUGCACGCGAGGGUGGUGUCAAAUUGCUUCUUGAAAUGACUCAGUCUAGUACCUUUAUCGGAUGUAUCAAUCUUAGUACACUUCUUAUAAGACAUACAUUAGAAGAACCACGUAUUUUACGUCUUGCUAUGGAAAAGGUCAUACGCACGCGAACACAAAGUAAUAUUCCUCCUGCGUAUAAAGAAAUUUUGUUUAUGACUCGUCAAAUCAGCAGUGCGGUAUGUCGCAAUCCAGAAGUUUACAGAGAAGUUUGUGAAAAUAUUCUUAGGGUUGAUAUUAAUGUAUUAAAAAGGGAUGACAUUGAUAGCAGAUUAGUCGUCAAAGCUUUGCCUCCUACUCAUUCUCCAGCAUUACCAAUGAUAGAAGAAGUUUCUAUUGGUGUUGUUCGCGAUCUUUUGAAUGCAUUAAUCAAACCGGUUCCUAUAUUACCCGAUGAUGGAUCUGCAACACCAACUGGAAGUCCUGAAAAAAAGACAACACAUUCAACCACAGCAACUGGUAAUGCAUCUUCCUCAUCUUCAAGACGUGAUGUACUCAGAAGUAAUGCGAUCUCUACAAACGAUCCGCUUGAUGAUGACGAUCAAGUAUCACAAAUAAUACCUCUUAAAAUAUAUACAGAUGUGAGUAAUAAUGGUAAAGCUGAAUCAGAAGAAGCGAAAAAGCCAUUAUUAGCCAAGUCUGCGAUAUUAAAGACAUUAGCUGAUGCUGUUAGAUCUUACGGUGCAAUAGUUAGUCUUAUUACUGAACAUGUGUAUAGAGCAGGUCAGAGUGAAUUAGUUACUGAAGAUACUACAGCUCUUGCAUUUCUGCUUGAUAAACUUUUGCCAAUGUUACCAGAAAAUUCCAGUGAUCGUCAAUGUAAUAAUAUGGCACGUACGCUAAUAGCAGCAAUAGCAUCAUGUAACCAUUCACCGGAUGUACAGACGACAUUAGUAACCGAAGUAAAAGCGGCAUUGACACGAACCUUAGCACUUCCAGAGAGUGGGGAAAAACAUGCACAAUUGCAAUUAUUAAUUGGUUUGAUUUCUACCAUGAUUGAUAGUUGUCCGCUAACGCCACAGCUAAGAGCAUCGUUAAAAAUUCAUCAAUAUAAUAAUGUUAAUUAUAUUGUUAGAAUUAUGCUUAAGAAAGGUAUCAUAACCGACUUAGCUAAAAUUCCACAUAGUCUCGAUCUUUCGAGCCCACAUAUGGCUGGUACUAUUAAUGCGGCUUUGAAACCUCUUGAAACGUUAUCUCGUAUAAUUAACCAACCAAUGCCAGGAGGUAUUAAUAAAUUUACCAAGCCAAAAAAUAGAACUGCUCAUGAAGAACCGAUCGGAGAACAAACUGGUACUACAACUUCGGAAACUACUCAUGCUGUCGGCGAGGAAACCAUCGAAGAUGCAGAAAACACUGAGCAUGAUAUUUCAGUAACAGCAGAAAGUUUAGAACCAACGUCCGAAAGUCACGUACACGAAGAAGGAGAUGAAGCUGCCUUGGAAGAUAUCAUGGAUCAACUUCUUGAAAGUGUGCUGUUUUCCAGAGAUGGUUCUACUGUGGCAGAAGAACAAUCGUCUCGAUCGCAUAGACCGAUGGAUAUUGAUGAUGAAAGUUUAGCGAUGCGUGAUGCUGAAGGAGAUUUUGAUCCAACACGUGACACCACCGUAAGAGAAGAUCUUAUGAGCUCUGAUUCAGAUUCCGAUAGUAAUCAGUCGGAUGAUAACGAAGACGAAGUCCAAGACGACGAAGACGAAGAGGAAGAAGAGGAAGAUGAAGGCGAGGAAAAUGAGGAAGAGGAGGAAGAAGAAGAAGAAGGUUCGUCAAAUUAUGAGGAAGAUGGAAUAGAAUUGUAUGAAGAUGUUGGAGAAGGUAGUGGUGUCUUUCGUAUGUUUCCCUCUGCAGAACGUGAUGGUGGCAAUGUUGUAAUGAUACAGCAUAAUCUUGAUAAUCAAGAUAAUGUAAAUACUGUCUCGUCUACACCUAUUUCAACUCGACCUGGUCUAUCCUGGAAUACAAGUUUCCCUCUACCACUUGGUUUAUUUGAAGAACCACCUUCGUUUUCUGAAGGCAAUGGAAUAAGUUCACAUCCAAUAUUAAUAACUCAAGGUAGUUUUGAUAGUGGAAAUCCUAGAGCUCAACGAGUACUUCGACAUCGCCGAUACCAAUAUUUGCAACUAUCUAAUUCUCGUAAUCCUAAUCCUCCCGUAAUAUUACAAAGACUUUUAGGCCCAACUUCACAGACUCUUCCUUUAUCGGCCAGUCAAGUUUUAGCUUCUAGCUUUAGAGACACGCGUGUUGUUGUAAUGGACAAUGGCCUUGGUAUAUUUACAAAUCAAGAAGAAGAACAAAUUGACUUUGUAGAUCAAUCAGGUUACUUAUUUGGGCCAAGUUUAGCUGCGACCCUAAAUAACAUUCCUACUGCAUUACACUGGUGGAUUGAAGAAAGCAAAUUAUUAGAUGGAGAUUCUCAGCCGGAUUGUUGUGUUGGUGUUGUACAUAAAAUGAUACCUAGUCUUGAGAAACAUAGAAAUGCUGAAUUAGCUGAAAGAAAAGAAAAACGUAAGAAGCAGCAUGGUUCAGAAAGAGAAAAUGAGAGAGAUGGUAAAGAAGAAAAAGAAAGUCCAAAAACUAUUGAAUCUGGCCCGUCAACAACAAUUCCAACAGAAGAACAAAGAAGCUUGGCAUCAACGUCUCAAGGGGAUGACACAAUACUUGUUACAGCCACAGAAGCUACUGUCGAAACUAGAAGACAGGAAUGCAUACCUGAUGAAGAUAUUAUUGAUGUAACUGGAGAAAUGGAAGUUACGGUACAGGAUGACGAAGAAAGACCACGACCUCCUCCACCACCAGAAGAACAAUCUACAGAAACAAGAGACCCACGCAAUACUACUAAUUGGAAUCCUACAUUAGAGCUUGCUGAAAGUAUCGUUGAUUCUGUCCUUGCUCCUUGUGCUUCUGAAGUUUCGAGGCUAAGACAAUCGGAAAAUCCUACUGAAGCAUCUAACGAAAUGCCAGAGUGUACACCUACGCCGGUAUUAGUAGAUUUUAAUCAAGAAGUUAAUGAAGAUCUCUCAAGAGAGAGUAGUGAUUCGGCUGAUUGGAUCAGACGUUUGUUAACCGAUGAUAGCCCAUCCGCUGUAGAGCGAAAUGCAAAUAUCGUCAGCCAAGAUCCAACUUCUUCUACAUCAGAGAGUACACAUCCAGAAACAUCAAGCCAGCAACAACAAUCACAACAGCCAUCGCAAGAACAGCAGUUGCCAGAUGGUGUGGAUCCAUCCUUCUUAGCUGCUUUACCAGAAGAUAUGCGUGAUGAAGUAAUAGCAGAACAAUUGAGAUUACAGCGCAUAAGACAACGCGCUCAAGCUUCGGCAGCUGAAGAACUCGCAGGACCGGUUGAAGUAAAUCCAGAAUUUUUAGCUGCAUUACCACCAGCUAUUCAAGAAGAAGUUCUUGCCCAACAAAGGUUGGAACAACAAAGACAUGCGGCUGCUUCGGCAAAUCCGGAAGAUCCUGUCGAUGCCGCAGCAUUCUUUCAAAAUUUACAACCUUCCUUGCGACAAGCAAUCCUUACGGAUAUGGAAGAAUCGCAAAUAUCUGUUCUACCUCCAGAUUUAGCUCAAGAGGCGCAAAAUUUGCGUAGAGAAUGGGAAGCUCGUAAUCGACAUAUGAUGCAGGAGAGAUUUCUUAGUCAUGUUAGUCAAGGGAAUAACGCUUUAUCGAGCAUAUUGAGAAGUUCCAGUGGAGGUAGAGGAGCUGGUGCGCGUUAUGCCAUUCAUGCAGUACCACAGAGAGCUCAAUGGGGAUCAUGGAAUCCUCGAGGAGAUACUGCUAUAGCACAUCAAGGAGCAGGAUUACGUUUAAGAGGAAGGCAAUUACUUGAUCACGAAUCGAUGGCAUGUUUGUUGGUCUUGCUAUUUGUCGAUGAACCUAAAAUUAAUACACUCAGACUUCACCGAGUGAUAAGAAAUCUUUGUUAUCAUGGCAGUACAAGAGAAUGGGUAGUUAAAGCCUUACUUAGUAUCAUGGAGAGAAGUAAUGACGAAUCUAGAGAUAUACUUACAGAUUUCAGUGGAAAAUUCAAAAGAAAAAGUUUGCUUCCUACAACUACUUCAGAUUAUUGGUAUCCUAAAGUACUUGAACAAAGAAAUAACACACAAUCCUGGUUAAAUAUUAGUAUGGAUGCUGCAUUGGGUUGUAGGGCAAAUGUGUUUCAUAUUAUCAGACAUGGUGGUAAAAAGUCUGAAAGGCAGGGUAGUGUAAUAGCUAUUCAUCCACAAGCUGCACCAACAGUUUGUAGACAUACCUUAGAACUUCUAAUCUCCUUAGCAAAAAGUUUCCCAGGAUAUUUUGUGCCAAUCAAAUCAAAGGAAUCUGAAGAUAGAGAUAAUAAUAAAGAAAAAGAUCUUGGCAGUAAUAAAGAUGAAAGUAUUUCGAAAUCUAAGUCUGCAUCAAAAGUAGGAAAAAGCGAUAUUCCUGAUUUUUGGGAUAUGCUGUUAAAACUAGAUUCUUGUGCUUCUAAGAAAGGAAAAUCUGUUGCAAGAACUCACUCAAAUUCUAACUUGGGUAUGGAUUUGGAACAUACAAUGACAACGUUUGAAGCAUCUCCAUUUGGUCAAUUAAUUUCAAUGCUAAAUUGGUCGGUUAUUAAACGAAGCAGUCAAUUAACUGACAAACUAUUGCGACUUCUUUCUUUGAUCUCCAUUGGAUUGACAGAAGUUAAUCUAUAUCGUCGACAAGAAGAUAAUAAAAAUAAAAAAACUGAAUUGAAUAAAGAACAGAGUGUCGCUGCACCAGAAGGACAUUUGAGAUUGGCUGUACAAGUAUUAACCAGUAAAAGUUGUUCCGAAGAAGGCCUGGAAGAUGCUACAGCAUUGUUGCUUAAUUUAUCGCACUGUCCAGACCCAACUAGACAAUUGAUACUGAAUUUACUCUUAGAAGGAGCAAUGGAAUUGGCAAAUAUGGUCUGUGAACACAUAAAUGAUUUAAUGACAGAACUUAAAGUUUUAAAUCGCGAACUGAGCAGAAGGAAUUCUCUCGAAGAACAACCAUCGACUAGUUCUGGUGGAGGUGGACGUGGAAUUCUUUUGGACAGAUUUACUAAUGAAAAUGUGAUUGUAACGGCGCCAAGUAAAGUCAAAGCUGGAAGUGAUCUCCAAUUACCAUCGAUGGCUGCUCUUGUCAGUAAGACCUCUAGUCAGGCAUUCUUUUUAAGAAUACUUAAAGUAAUUGUACAGAUAAGGGAAUCUGUGCGUUUAGCAAGUACAAAGAAAGCAGCAAAUCAAGCAGCAGCUGCAACAGCAGCAGCAACAUCAGCAACACCAUCAGCAACACCAGCAACAACAUCAGCAACAUCAUCUACUACUGCUCCUACAACGGACACGGCAGCAACUUCCAGUCAAAAUCAAGGAACAGCAGAUGAUAAUUCUUGUGCAGAUGUUCCUAUGGACACGGUGCAAAGUAGUAAUGCUGUUAAUUCGGAACAUAACAAGACAAUUACUCCACGUACUGAUGAUGAAAAAUCACCACUUCCACAUUUAAGCGAAAGUUUGGUGUUGGAUCAUUUAUGGGAAACGCUUAGUGCUUGUUUAUUAGAAUUGGAAUAUACUCCAGACCAUCAUGCCGUCCUUGUUUUACAGCCUGCUGUAGAAGCAUUUUUCUUAGUACACUCAUCAUCUACUACAUCAUCGCGUGACCGACAUCGCAAUACUACUACAGAAAAUCGCGAGGUCGUACCAGACUUAGCACCAGUUUCACCUAUAUAUUCUGAUAAUGAAGGCACUACUUCUCAAACGGAGACUGGUCCCACUACUUGGGAUACAACUAUUACAACACAAAAGACUCUACCCCCAGAUCAACUUAAGUUCUUGAAAUUUGCUGAAACGCACAGAACAGUACUCAAUCAAAUUCUACGACAAACAACCACGCAUUUAGCCGAUGGUCCAUUUUCUGUAUUAGUUGAUCAUACAAGAGUAUUAGAUUUUGAUGUCAAACGUAGAUAUUUCAGAACAGAAUUAGAACGAAUGGAUGAAGGUAUUCGUAGAGAAGAACUUGCAGUCCAUGUACGUAGAAGUCAUGUAUUCGAAGACUCGUUUAGAGAACUCCAUAGAAGAAAUGCAGAUGAAUGGAAGAAUCGCUUUUAUAUCGUUUUUGAAGGGGAAGAAGGGCAGGACGCAGGUGGUUUAUUGAGAGAAUGGUACGUCAUUAUUUCAAGAGAAAUUUUCAAUCCCAUGUAUGCUCUCUUCACUGUUAGCCCUGGAGAUCGGGUUACAUAUAUGAUCAAUUCAUCUUCUCAUUGUAAUCCAAAUCAUUUAUGUUAUUAUAAAUUUGUUGGACGGGUUAUUGCUAAAGCUAUUUACGAUAAUAAAUUGUUGGAAUGUUACUUCACACGUAGUUUUUACAAACAUAUACUUGGAAUUCUUGUAAAACAUACAGAUAUGGAAAGCGAAGAUUACAGUUUUUACAAAGGACUUGUUUAUCUCACCGAACACACUAUUGCUGAUCUUGGUUACGAGUUAACAUUCUCAACAGAAGUAAAUGAAUUUGGUGUUAACGAUGUUCGAGAUUUAAUACCAAAUGGUCGUAACAUAGUAGUUACAGAGGAAACAAAACUUGAAUAUAUUAGGCUAGUAUGUCAGAUGAAAAUGACUAGAGCAAUUCGUAAACAAUUAACUGCGUUCCUGGAAGGCUUUUAUGAUAUUAUACCGAAGAGACUGAUUUCCAUAUUUAAUGAACAGGAACUGGAAUUAUUAAUCAGUGGAUUGCCUAAUGUAGAUAUCGAAGAUUUAAAAGCAAACACUGAAUACCAUAAAUACAGUGCCACGUCCCUGCAGAUCCAAUGGUUUUGGCGUGCGUUACGAGGAUUCGAUCAAGCCGAUAGAGCUAAAUUUUUACAGUUUGUUACUGGAACUUCUAAAGUACCUUUACAAGGUUUUGCUGCAUUAGAAGGAAUGAAUGGUGUACAAAAGUUCCAAAUUCAUCGGGAGGACAGAUCAACGGAUAGAUUACCAUCUGCUCAUACAUGUUUCAAUCAAUUGGAUUUGCCUGUAUAUGAGACAUACGACAAAUUACGCACGAAUUUACUCAAGGCGAUUCACGAAUGCAGCGAAGGAUUUGGAUUUGCAUAAAGUGUAAUUUGAAUACUGUUUUUACAUAUUAUAAAACUUCAUCGUAAAUGUUUUGCCCUGCCUAUCUACGAUAUAUUAUAGAACACAGCCCUUAUAAUUAUUGGCUUAUUAUUCAAAAUCGGAGAUAUCCUGAGCAGUCAUGCUUUAUCUUCGUUCAAGAUCUACUGAUGAUAAUGAGAGACGUAUAUAAAUCAACGUAUAUAUAAUAUUAUAAGGUACACACGUAUAUAUGUAUAUACGUAUAAUUAUCACGAUGUAAUUAUCAAGAAUUAUUUUCAAUUAUAUAUCCACUCUUGAAGUUUAUUUCGUUUGAGAUAAAGGAUCUUGAAGAAGAUGCUGAGCUUUACAAUAAUUUUCAAACAAACAAACAACAACAACAACAAAAAAGAUAAAUAAAAACGUAAUAUAGGAAAUUUAACUAAGUUAUAUAUGGGUAAGAUUAAUGUAAGAUUCAUAUUUAAGUAGUAAGAAGUUUAAUUUCUCAUAAGAAAAUACAUAGGGUGUAAAAUGUAAUAUAUUGCACUUCAACUAAUUGGCGAUACGUUGUAACCGGUUCGAUAGUUUAUAUGGAAAUAAUACCAUGGAUAUCGCUGUUGAGAAAAUGUAGUGUUUAAAAGAGAAAUGUUGUAAGAGAGGGAGAGAGAGGGAGGGAGAGAGUGAGCAAGCAAGAGAGAACGAGAGACAGAGAGAAAGUAAGAUGCAUGUAAGCAAGUAAGAAAUGUGUGUGAAUGAGUGCGUGAAUUUGCAAAUAAGGGAGCGAAUGUUCCAAAAUCGAAUGGGAAUUAUUGAUGGAAACGAUGAGCCUAACUACAAGAUUUCAUAAUAAAAAAAUGCUGUUCUGCCCCAUGUAAUGUAUGGUUGUACACUAUUAGUAUUAAUAAUUAUAACUAACUUUUAACUAAUAGUAAUGAUCGCUAAUUAAUAUCAUUUUAAUAUUAAUCAUUCGAAAUGUGAUGUUAAAAUCGUGUAAUUUUUUUCUUGAAAUCUAACGAAAUAAAGUUUACAGUUGAACAGACAUUAAUUUGUAAACACAUCGAAAAGACAAUAUCAAUAAUACG